UCAUAACAUUCUGAAGACCUGUCCACCAAUCACAGGACUCCUUACUGGAAAAACCAACUGCUGGGGAGUGCCAAGAGUCCCUAGCAACGCCCUGCCGCUUUUGAAAUCUGAGGGGAAAAUACUGUAGUCAGCCCCUAGUGGAUGAGAGCACGUAUGCCCCAGACAGAGCAGGCUCCCAGGAUGGACACCUCGCCCCCUGAAGAACGCUUAGAGAAGCAAAAUGAAAAACUGAACAACCAGGAGGAGGAGAUGGAGUUUAAGGAACUGGACGAUCUGAGGGAAGCCUUGGCAAACCUGCGGGGACUGUCAGAGGAGGAGAGGAGCGAGAAGGCUAUGCUUCGCUCCCGCAUUGAAGAUCAGUCCCAGCUCAUCUGCAUCCUGAAGCGGAGGUCAGAUGAGGCCCUGGAGCGCUGCCAGAUCCUAGAGCUGCUCAAUGCAGAGCUGGAGGAGAAGAUGAUGCAGGAGGCUGAGAAGCUCAAGGCCCAGGGUGAGUACACUCGGAAGCUAGAGGAACGCUUUAUGACCCUAGCAGCCAACCACGAGUUGAUGAUCCGCUUCAAGGAUGAAUACAAGAGUGAGAACAUCAAACUGAGGGAGGAGAAUGAGAAACUGAAGCUGGAGAAUAGCAGCCUCUUCAGCCAGGCUCUGAAGGAUGAGGAGGCAAAAGUAUUACAGCUCACAGUCCGGUGUGAGGCCCUCACUGGGGAGCUAGAGACGCUGAAGGAGAGGUGUGCUCAGGAUGCUUGCCAGGCACAGGCGCGCGAGAAGGAGCUGCUGGAGCUACAGAGCCAGCAGGCCUGCACCCACACCAAGGAGACAGGACAGCUGCGCAGCCAGCUGCAGACUCUCAAGCAGCAGCACCAGCAGGCUGUGGAGCAGAUGGCUAAGGCAGAGGAGACACACAGCAGCCUGAGCCAGGAGCUGCAGGCCAGGCUGCAGACCGUCACUAGAGAGAAAGAGGAGUUGCUGCAGCUGUCAAUGGAAAGGGGCAAAGUGCUUCAGAACAAACAGGCAGAGAUCCGCCAGCUUGAGGAAAAGUUGGAGAUAGCAAAUGAGGGCAGGAAGCAUGCGCUGGAGCGGUUUAAUCAAGAGGCAGUGGCUGUGGACAGCAACUUGAGAGUCAGGGAGCUUCAGUGCAAAGUAGAUGGGAUCCAGAAGGCCUACGAUGAACUCAGGCUGCAGUCUGAAGCCUUCAAAAAGCACAGCCUGGAUCUUUUAAGCAAGGAGAGAGAACUCAAUGGCAAACUCCGCCAUCUCUUUCCAUAAGCAAGUUUCUGCUUCCUCUGGCCUGCAAUUCAGAAUUCAAAUAUUUGUGUCUUAGCAUUAUGGCAAGAGUAAAGAUGAUAUCCCAUUUAUUAUACUUUUAAGCACAAAAGGCAACUCAAAGAAAAGCUACUUUAAUAUGAUAUUGUUGUGAUUAUUGUAAAGCCAUUAUUAAUUUUCAUUUCUACCACCUAGAAUACACAAGAUUUGCCAGA
This is a messenger RNA of Mandrillus leucophaeus (drill), 1478 nucleotides long. It is a transcript of the gene CCDC89, whose product is annotated as coiled-coil domain containing 89. The transcript has a single exon. The record is from RefSeq and is a predicted model, not a curated record. NCBI's taxonomy places the organism in Eukaryota, Metazoa, Chordata, Mammalia, Primates, Cercopithecidae. The coding region runs from base 142 to 1266 and encodes 374 amino acids.